Chara braunii is the source of this 2089-nucleotide messenger RNA. The record is from the annotation of a GenBank genome assembly. NCBI's taxonomy places the organism in Eukaryota, Viridiplantae, Streptophyta, Charophyceae, Charales, Characeae.
ACUUGAAGAGCUCGACCCAUUGACGUUCACGGACUUCCAGUGGACGCCCGUUCCCUUGACCGGACGAUUGCCGAAACCGCAUUGCAACGUGCUUAUGGCACAAUUGCGGGACUACUUGCACACUGCAGUACCAGCUCCGUUGAUGGACGUCGGAGCAGAGGUUGUCGACCUUCACGCUUUCAUCGCGAAGAUCGACCGCAAGUUCAAGACGCAACCGUACGACGACAUCGACGCAGCAUUGCUAUACAUACGCAUUCAGAUCGGAGAGGCGACCUGCAGUGCCUUGAUCGAUUGCGGAGCAUCUCGCAACUACAUCAGCCAAGACUUCAUGGUACGCGCCGGCCUUGGCCCACGUGUCCGGAGGAAGUCCCAGCCUACGCAAGUCACUCUGGUAGACGGUCAUACGCACAAGUCCAUCGACCGAUGCAUUGACGUCGUCCCAGUGUACUUUCCCCCCCACGCAAGUGAGGCGGUGCCCUUCGACAUUCUGGACACCAAAUUCGACAUGAUCUUGGGCAUGUCAUGGCUGCGAAGCAAGGACCACCCUGUGAACUUCUUCAACCGCACCGUUCACGUUCGUGACCAGAACGGAGUAUUAGUUCCAUGCACGGUGCAUUUUCCUCAUCCUUCAAUCAGCUGCCACGUGGUAUCCGCCGCAAGCAUGCGAGCUUCCAUCAUCAGAGACGACAUCGAGGAGAUGGGGGUGUGUUUUCUCCACACCCUCCCGCCACAUGACGCUUCAUCGACGGACUCACCUUCGAAUCCACGCAUCACCGAACUUCUCGACGCCUACAGCGACGUGUUCGAAGACGCGCAUGGAGUACUACCGGAUCGAUCCAUCCGCCACGAGAUCAUCCUCGAGGACGGGGCCAUACCUCCGCGCGGUUGCAUCUACCGAAUGAGCGAUGAAGAGUUAAGUGUGCUUCGGGCACAACUCGACGACCUUCUAGGGAAAGGCUGGAUUCGGCCUAGCUCAUCGCCAUACGGUGCUCCUGUUCUCUUCGUCCGGAAGAAGAACAAGGACCUGCGGUUGUGCAUCGAUUAUCGCAAGCUCAACGCGCAGACGAUCAGGAACGCCGGCCCUCUCCCACGCAUCGACGACCUUCUCGAGCAAUUGGGCGGCGCCCAGUUCCUCUCUAAGUUGGGUCUCAAGUCAGGGUACCACCAACUCGAGAUUCGCAAGGAGGAUCGCUACAAGACCGCGUUCAAGACUCGGUAUGGGCAUUUCGAAUGGCUGGUCAUGCCAUUUGGCCUUACGAAUGCCCCAGCCACUUUCCAAGUGGCUAUGACGACGGAGUUCCGACACAUGCUGGACCGUUUCGAACUUAUAUACCUCGACCACAUUCUGGUUUACAUCCGGAGUCUGGACGAGCAUGUGGAACACUUGCGCACCGUUUUGGAGCGGCUACGACAGGCCAAGUACAAAGCAAACCGCGACAAGUGCGAGUUCGCACAGCAGGAGCUGGAGUACUUGGAACACUAUGUAACGCCGCAAGGCAUCCGUCCACUUGCGGACAAGAUCGAGGCCCUACGAGUAUGGCCCGAGCCCACCAACACCACGGACGUUCGUUCAUUCAUGGGGUUGGCGGGCUACUAUCAGCGAUUCAUCACCGAAUACUCCAGGAUUGUUGCACCUAUGACGAGGUUACAGUCGCCAAAGGUGCCAUUCGUAUUCGAUGACGRCGCACGCCGGUCAUUCCAAGCACUUAAGAUGGCUAUGCUCAUGGCAGCCGUCCUUAGCAUUUAUGACCCUACCCUGCCGACACGAGUGACUACGGACGCUUCCGGCUAUGGCAUUGGGGCAGUCUUGGAACAGCACGACGGCGACGACUGGCACCCUGUGGAGUAUUUCAGCCACAAAGUGCCUCCCAUCAACUCGCUUGAUGAUGCAAGGAAGAAGGAGCUGCUCGAAUUCCUGAUGACUCUCAAACGCUGGCGGCACUUCCUCCUUGGGCGUCGUAGGUUCACAUGGAUCAUAGACAACAAUCCAUUGACCUACUAAAAGACGCAGGACACGGUGAGCAGCACGAUUGGACGAUGGAUGUACUUCAUCGACCAAUUUGACUUCACACCAAAGCAUGUCCCCGGC